UGGCAACCCUGCUGGCGGCCACUGUUGACGGCACUGUCGCGCUGGCACCUCAUGACGCUGGGAUUCCUCGGGUGUAUUUUCCUUUUUAAUGGGCGCCUGACAAGAUGAACAGACCAGACGGGCUCAUCCAGCGCAGGAACGUCCAGAGAGACACACAGGACAAGAACAGCAAGAAUGACAGCGACGACGAGAAGCGGAGAAACUCGAGCGGGGAUGACGACCUGGACGAUGGGGACUGCAAGGAGACGAGGCUCACCCUGAUGGAGGAGGUGCUGCUGCUGGGCCUCAAGGACAAGGAGGGAUACACAAGCUUCUGGAAUGACUCCAUAUCCUCGGGAUUGCGUGGCUGCAUCCUAAUAGAGUUAGCACUGCGGGGCCGAGUCGAGCUGGAGAAGGCUGGCCUCCGCCGCAAGUCUCUCCUUAACCGCAAGGUUAUAUUGCGAUCUGAGCAGCCAACUGGUGAUGUCCUCCUUGAUGAGGCACUGAAGCACAUAAAAGAGACAGACCCUCCUGAGACUGUACAGUCAUGGAUUGAAUUCCUGUCUGGGGAGUCAUGGAACCCUCUCAAGUUGAGAUACCAGCUGAGAAAUGUACGGGAGAGACUGGCCAAGAACAUGGUAGAAAAGGGAGUGCUCACCACAGAGAAACAGAACUUCCUAGUGUUUGACAUGACCACACAUCCCCUCACAGACAAUGUUACCAAGACCAAAUUGGUGAAAAAGGUACAGGAUAGUGUGCUGAGCCGAUGGGUGGGCGACCCCCAGAGGAUGGAUCGACGAACCCUGGCCCUGAUAUACUUGGCCCACGCCUCAGAUGUCUUGGAGAAUGCCUUUGCUCCCCUCUCUGACGAUGACUAUGAGGUUGCCAUGAAGCGUGUCCGUGACCUGCUGGAUCUUGACCUGGAUGUGGAAGCUGCCAAGCCCAAUGCCAAUGACUUGAUGUGGUCAGUGUUUGCAGCAUUUAUCAAAUAGUACCUUUCUUGCCAAGGUUGAGAAGGACAAGAAAAAGUAUGUUGUCAGUGCCUGUGAUUAUUCUGAUGACCUUGUUUUUGGAGUAUUGAUAUUCUGUAUGUUAUUUUCUUCUUCAUCAUCAUAUUAAAUUAGGUACAUCUUUCCUUCUAUUAAAUCAUAUAUGUUUUGUGCUAAAGGGAAAGAAUGUGCAGUUGGUGAAGGUAAUUUAAAGCUCCACUGAAAUUAUUUUAUAUUGAGUUAGGGUUAUAGAGUAGAUAGGUAGAUAAAGCUGUCUGAGGGAAGGACAACUGAAGUAGGGAUGGUGUGCACCUAUUUACCCCAGGGCAUUCAUGCAUGUGUAAUUGAUCAUUAUUCCUCAUAACUCAUGAUGUUCACCUAGUUCAUGGCAGUCUCUCAAAUAUGAUUUGAAUAUUUAAUACAAAUAUUGGCAAAAUUUCUGGCCAGCCCUUUACUGGAGUGCUCUGCAUCCUCCCCAGUAAAUUUUGAAUAUCCAGUUGCAUUUUUUGUAUAUUUGUACUAUUGAAUUUUAUGCUCCUUUAUGGUAUGCAUAUUAAUUGUCAAUUUUAAAAAGAAAACCAGUUGUCAAGGCAUUAUUUAUGUAGAAUAGUGUGUAGAUACUGGCGUGAAGCUUAGAUUAGUGUCUAUCAUUCAUAAGCUGAAUCUACAUGACAUGACUUGGGUACAGGAAGGCAUUUAAUUUCACAAAUACAGAAAGGAAAUGGGAAGCCUCAAAAGAUCGUGGAAUUUUAGUAUACUAUGUAUAUUCAUAAUUCAGUGCCUGUAACUUAAUAUAGUAUGUUCUUGUGAAUUUUCAUGAUGAUAUGCAUUUUUGUAUAUCAAAAUUUGAAAGCCGGAAAUACUUCUAAUGCAAUUUCUGCUUCAUUCAUAAAUGAAGAGCAGAAACCCUUAAUUUCUGUGAUGACAUCAAUAUAAAGAAUUGUUGCAAUUUACUUCCUUGCCACUGAUGGAUAUCUGAGAGAUGAUGCAUCAGUGUUCCGUGUUCUGUAGAUCAAGAAAUUCCCAGGGAAAGUGAAGUGCAAACAAGGUAUCCUCCUGACUGAAGUCAUGCUAUUGUGGUUCUAGGGAAAUAGUUAACUGGUGCAGAACUGUAUCAUUUCUUAACAUAACAAUAAAAGUGGUGGUGGUGAUGGUACUUGCUAUUAGUGGCACCUCUUGUUGAUUGGUUGUAACAUAAAAAUAGACCAUUGGAAAAUCAAUGAUCUAUGAAAUAUAUAUAUAUAUAUAUAUAUAUAUAUAUAUAUAUAUAUAUAUAUAUAUAUAUAUAUAUAUAUAUAUAUAUAUAUAUAUAUAUAUAUAUAUAUAUAUAUUAAUGAGUUCUACUGUAAAGGCUUGUUAGUGAUGUUUACUUGUACUUUUCACCGAAAAUGUGAUUGCCAACCUGAUUUUUCUUGAUUUGUCCUUACUGCUCAAAAUCACUGCGAUGUACAUAAAUAGUAAUUGAACUGUCAUUACAUAGUUUGAGUUUGUUCUUUCAACUAUAUUCAGAAUGAUUAGAGUGCUGUUUUCGCAUAAUGCAUGGGUAUUUAAGCUACCAUAUUUUUGAGACCAAGAUAUAAUAUACAUAUAUAUAUAUAUAUAUAUAUAUAUAUAUAUAUAUAUAUAUAUAUAUAUAUAUGUAUAUAUAUAUAUAUAUAUAUAUAUAUAUAUAUAUAUAUAUAUAUAUAUAUAUAUAUAUAUAUAUAUAUAUAUAUAUGAUAUAGGGCAAAGGCUGAACAAAAUAAGACAGGUACCUAUUUUCAUUUCUUCUAUUAUUUGGUGUCCAUCAUAAAAGAAUAUAUAUAAGGUUGGUAACUGCAGGUGUCAUGUGUAUUAUUGAUCUAAACAUUGACAUGAGUUAGUAAGUGGAAUAUAAACUUUUCCAGUUCAAUUUCAAAUUUCGAACAUAAUUCUUAUUAGCUACCAUGAUUUUGCUAUAGCUGCUAAUGAUAAAUUUUAUAUUUUGAUUAUCCUCUUAAAAUAAGGAAUUGACCUUAUAUUAAGUUCAAAUAAAUGAAGAAUGUAAGGUUAAAUGAUGAAGUGUGAAACUAAGAAGUUUGUCAUAUAUUUACCUUGAACAUAUGAAGACAACUCGAUAACACUUACGUUGAAACUGUUGCAUAAUUGAGAUUCAGUAUCAGCUGGUUGAUAAGUUCCAGAUUUCUCCAAAGUUGUUGCCAUGUUAAGUAUAUCACUAAGAAUUAUCCCAGCAAUAUGGUCUUGUUUCAAACUCUGUUACUUUUUAAUUUAUUUAAAAGUAUAAUUAUAAAUAACACAUAUUUAAGUCGUGGUGGAGAAUGGAGAGGAACAUGAGCCGAUUUGCUUCCCCAGCUCUUGACAAAAAAUUGAUCAAUAUUUUUUUAUUCAAUGACCUCUUUUUUCUGGUAAACUUGUUAUGGGUACUUUCUGGUUUUCAUACCAAAGCAACCUCUUCUUUCCUGGCAUGGGAUCAUUAUUUUAUUCCGGAAUUUGAAAGCAUAACAGUAAAGAAAAGUCGUCUCCUUUGCAAAAUACAAAACCUUACCCAAGAUGUUCUGUAAGACAGUUAUUUGAUAGAGUAAUGGUCUUUAUGUAUUACUCAUAUCUGAAGGUUUACAGCAUAUAAGCAAAUAGUUAUACUUUUUUUUAUCAUAUGCUUGCCCAAAUGAAAUCCUGGCAUGUUCGGUUCAUGUGCAUGCAUGUACAGCAUGCUGAAUCUUUGGCAAUCACAUAGGUUGGAAAAUGUACCCACACUGCCCCUGAAAAGUCUCAGGAUACAUAAGACUCACCAGAUAGUACUACUCAAGGAAAAUUGAGGCACUUCAAACAUGUUAAAUGUUUUGAAGGAAGGCAAGAUUUAUACUUGUUUAUAAGAUGUCCACUUGUGUAUUGCACAUUUUCCAAUGAGAAAAAAAUAUUUUGUACUGAUUUGUCUUGUGUCAGCCUAAGAUAUACUUCCUGGAGGCUUGUUUGUGGAAGAAACUGUGCACCUUCCCCGGGCUAUUACUGUCUUGAGUCUAAAGGUGCAGAAUAACAAGAAACUUGUUUCCUUGAUGUUAAGGACAUUAAAUUGCUAAUAUAAUGCAAAACAUUUUCAUAUUAACCCUUGGCAUAGCUGCUGGUAAUUUUGUGACUGAACUUGUAAUUAAGUCUAUAUUAAGGAAGUUAUACUUGCUAUAUUUAAAUUUUUUCGAACCUAUUCAUUAUUGUUGCAUAUCUUUAUAACAAUCAUCAUAUAGCAAGCAAAUAUCC
Molecule: messenger RNA, 4199 nt
Organism: Eriocheir sinensis (Chinese mitten crab)
Lineage: Eukaryota; Metazoa; Arthropoda; Malacostraca; Decapoda; Varunidae
Gene: sau
Product: Golgi phosphoprotein 3 homolog sauron-like
Exons: 6
Coding region: 105-971 (288 amino acids)
Biological process (GO): Golgi to plasma membrane protein transport; retrograde vesicle-mediated transport, Golgi to endoplasmic reticulum; Golgi organization
Cellular component (GO): Golgi cisterna; trans-Golgi network; cytosol
Molecular function (GO): phosphatidylinositol-4-phosphate binding
Source: RefSeq, a predicted model, not a curated record